Molecule: messenger RNA, 1011 nt
Organism: Ostreococcus lucimarinus CCE9901
Lineage: Eukaryota; Viridiplantae; Chlorophyta; Mamiellophyceae; Mamiellales; Bathycoccaceae
Exons: 2
Biological process (GO): L-homoserine metabolic process
Molecular function (GO): homoserine O-acetyltransferase activity
Source: RefSeq, a predicted model, not a curated record
CUCGCGGCGCCGCUCGCGCUCGAGAGCGGUGACGCGCUCGACGCGUGCGACGUCGCGUACACGGUGUACGGCGAGCUGAACGCGAAUAAAGACAACGUCGUGCUCGUCGGACACUCGCUGACGUCGAACAGUAACGUCGGCGAGUGGUGGGGGGAGGUGCUGGGCGAGGGCGACGCGUACGCGCUGAACUCGAGGGAGGAUUGCGUGAUUUGCGUCAACUAUCUGGGCUCGCCGUACGGAAGCGCGAGCCCGGUGAGCGCGGAUCCGAGAAAGGAGGAUCGCGGGGCGUACGGGGUCGAUUUUCCGACGCCGGUCACGGUGAGGGAUAACGCGGUGAUGUGCAUGAUGCUGCUGAGGGAGCUCGGGGUGAACGGGGUGCGGUGCGCGAUGGGCGGGUCGAUGGGUUCGAUGCUGGCGCUGGAGUUCGCGGCGACGUAUCCGGAUUUCGUAAAGGAGAUAAUCAUCAUCGCCGGGUGCGGACGACACACGGAUUGGGCGAUCGGCAUAGGGGAGGCGCAACGGUACGCGAUCAUGAGCGAUGGGAAGUAUAAGGGUGGGGCGUACGAGCGCGAUCAAGGGCCGAACGCGGGGUUGGCGACGUCGCGAAUGAUGGCGAUGCUGAGCUAUCGCGCGCCGGCGAGCGUCGAUGGGAGAUUUUCGCGUGUGCGCGCGCACGAAAAGGAGACUAAGUUGCCGUAUUUUGCGGUGGAGUCGUAUCUGCAGUAUCAAGGGAAAAAGUUUAUUCGCAGAUUCGACGCGAACUGCUACAUUCAGUUGACGUACACACUGGACUCGCACGACGUCUCGCGUGGGCGAGGGGAUUAUUUCGAUGUGCUGGCAAAUAUUAAACAGCGCGCUCUCGUCGUGGGUAUUCUCAGCGACGUACUGUAUCCGUAUGCGCUUCAGCGCGAGCUCGCCGACGCGUUGCCGAAUUCGCAGCUGUACACCAUAGACUCCCCGCACGGCCACGACUCGUUCUUGAUCGAGAUCGAGCAACUCAACGCCGUCAUG